AUGGAGGAAGCAGACUCCACGAAUAGCUAUUCCCCCGAAGAAUCUCGCUGUGAAGCCAUCUUCUCGAAAACAGUUCAACGCAGAUCCGAUGGCCGCUAUUCCGUAGCACUUCCCAAGAACGAAAAUGCCAUUUCCAGGUUGGGAGAAUCUAAGGAGAUCGCAUUUCGGCGGUUUCUGAGCACCGAACGAAGGCUUAUCAAGGAUACUAAUCUUCAGAAGCAGUACAUAAGGUUUAUGGAGGAGUACCUGCAGUUAGGUCAUAUGCGAAAGGUUGAAGAGGAUCCAGAAGCCACUAAACGAUGUUUUCUCCCUCAUCAUCCGGUGGUCAAAGAGGCCAGCACCACCACUAAGGUCCGCGUGGUGUUCGACGCCUCCUGUAAGACUGCUUCGGGAUUGGCGUUGAAUGAGGUAUUGCUGGUAGGGCCAGUUAUUCAACAGUCUCUCCGAUCAAUCAUCCUUCGUAGUUGCAUGAAACAGAUUCUCUUGGUGGCGGACGUUGAGAAGAUGUUCCGGCAGAUACUUGUGCACCCUGAGGAUAGGCCAUUCCAAUCUAUUAUCUGGCGUCCGUCCUCUUUGGAGGAGGUAUGUGUGUACGAGCUGAACAGCGUAACCUACGGAACGAACCCGCCUCCGUUCUUGGCAACUCGUACACUGACUCAACUGGCCAAGGAUGAAGGAGAACGGUACCCGCUGGCGGCGCAGGCAAUUACAGAGGACACGUACAUGGACGACGUCAUCACCGGCUGCGAUAACUUGGAGGAUGCCAAGAAGAUACAGCAACAACUAGACGAGAUGACAAGAUCCGGUGGUUUUCAGCUUAGGAAAUGGGCGUCAAAUUGUGCUGAGGUCCUGAAGAGUAUCCCGGACGACAAUCGUGCAAUUCGUCUGGCGGAAGGCAUAAAUCUCGAUCCAGAUCCAUCGGUGAAGGCAUUGGGUCUGACUUGGUUACCCGGAAAGGACGUAUUCCGCUUUCAAUUCGACGUUCCACCGGUCGAGUCAGUUGAAACAUUGACAAAACGGAAGAUUUUAUCGAUCAUCGCUACUUUGUUUGACCCGUUAGGGUUCAUAGGCGCUACUACGACCGCUGCAAAGGUGUUUAUGCAGCUACUUUGGACGACCCUAGACGAAAGAGGUCAAAGGUUGGACUGGGACCAGCCAUUACCUCCGACGGUGGGUGAGUCCUGGAGGAAAUUUCACGUUCAACUGCCAAUUCUCAACGAAAUCCGGAUAGAGCGAUGCGUAAUCAUUCCCAACGUGGUGGAUGUGCAGAUCCACUAUUUCUCUGAUGCAUCGCAGAAGGCUUAUAGCGCAUGCCUAUAUAUCCACAGUCAAACUGUGGACGGAAACGUGAAGGUUCAGCUGUUAUCCUCGAAUUAUAAGGUUUCUCCUCUUAAACCUCACACAAUCCCUCGUAUAGAACUCAGCGGAGCGUUGAUCGCUGCUCAGCUUUUCGAGAAGGUGCGGCAAGCAACUAACCUCCAAGUUCGAACAACAUUUUGGGUAGAUUCUUCCUGUGCUCUACGGUGGAUUCAGGCUUCACCUUCUACAUGGUUUACAUUUGUCGCAAAGAGGGUUGCGAAAAUCCAGGCACUCACGAAAGGCUGCGUUUGGAGGCACGUAGCUGGUGUUGAAAACCCAGCAGAUUUAGUUUCGAGAGGUAUAGGACCAAAGGACAUCGUUAACAACGGUUUCUGGUGGCACGGACCGAGCUGGUUAGCUAAAGAGCGAAGCAAUUGGCCAAAUUCAAAUCCUGAUCUAAAAGAAGAAGGCGAGGAAGAAAGAAGACGUACUGCAGUUGUCGUUACAGCAUCAGCAGUGGCAGAUUUCAACGAAGGUUUCAUUUCCACAACGAAUUCCUACACUACGUUAAUUCGCCGCGUAGCUAUUUGGCAGCGGUUGAUACGAUCGCUUCAAACACCGGAGGAUCGUCCAAAUGGGUUCUUGCGAGCAGAUGAGCUACGGCAAGCAGAAUGUACUCUGAUACGGAAGGUUCAAGAAGAGGUAUUUCCGGACGAACUACUGGCGGUUCGGAAAAAGGAAUCAGUAGGAAGAAGGUCGCCACUACGAUGGUAUCACCCACAUGUAUGCGAAAAUGGUAUUCUCAGGGUCGGUGGGCGUUUAUGUCACUCGGACGAACAUUUCGAUACCAAACAUCCCAUGGUACUUCCGGCAAGACACCGUUUGACCAGGUUGAUUUUCGAGCAUUAUCAUCUCCGAUUGCUCCACGCCGGUCCGCAACUUCUUCUGGCAACGGUUCGGCAACGUUACUGGCCUCUUGGUGGAAGGAACGUUGCAAGGCAGGUGGUCCAUAAAUGCGUAACGUGUUUCAGGUCAAAACCAAGGCAAGUGCAGCAGUUCAUGGGAGAGUUGCCGUCAUCGAGAGUCACGGUUUCGCGUCCGUUUUCUAAGUCUGGAGUGGACUACUUUGGUCCGGUAUAUUUGCGACCAGUACCACGUAGGGCUGCUGUGAAGGCGUACGUAGCCAUUUUUGUAUGCAUGUGCACAAAGGCAGUACACAUGGAACUGGUUUCCGACUUGUCCACGGAGAGAUUCUUGCAAGCACUUCGACGUUUCACCGCACGGAGAGGAAAGGCUACUGAUUUAUAUUCGGACAACGGUACGAAUUUCGUUGGAGCCCGCAAUCAACUGAAGGAACUCUUUCGACUUUGGAAACAUCCCGAUCAUCGAAGAUUCGUGACCACGUUUUGUGCCAGCGAAGGGAUUAGCUGGCAUUUCAACCCUCCCGGUUCUCCACACUUUGGAGGAUUGUGGGAAGCGGCUGUACGGUCAGCGAAAUACCACAUUUUGCGGGUUAUUGGCUCCAAUCCAGUCUCUCACGAGGAGAUGUUAACGCUCCUUGUUCAAGUGGAGGCCUGUUUGAAUUCCAGGCCACUGACUACGAUGUCAGAUGACCCGGAUGAUCUUGAGCCUUUGACCCCGGCGCAUUUCUUAGUUGGCAGUUCCCUUCACUCGAUUCCUGAACCAGACUUACGGCCGCUACCCACGAACCGCCUCAGGCAAUACCAACUGACGCAGCAGCAACUUCAACAUUUUUGGGAUAGAUGGAAGAGAGAGUACCUCUGUCAGCUUCAAGGCAGGGCCAAACGUUGGUCACCGCCGGUACAAUUUGAAGUUGGUCAGCUUGUCGUUAUUCACGACAAAAAUCAGCCACCCAUGCGUUGGCGCAUGGGACGUAUUAAGCAAGUUCACCCCGGCGCUGAUGGUGUUGUGAGAGUCGUAACCCUUAAGACAUCGUCAGGAGAAUUGCGACGGGCAGUGGAAACACUUUGCCUACUGCCAACCUCUGAAACAGCUACCAGCGAAACUUAA
Armigeres subalbatus is the source of this 3330-nucleotide messenger RNA. RefSeq lists its product as uncharacterized. The record is from RefSeq and is a predicted model, not a curated record. Gene Ontology annotation, molecular function: nucleic acid binding. Gene Ontology annotation, biological process: DNA integration. Lineage: Eukaryota; Metazoa; Arthropoda; Insecta; Diptera; Culicidae. The transcript has a single exon. The coding region runs from base 1 to 3330 and encodes 1109 amino acids.